AUGAAGGAAGCUAUGGUUGCCGAUGGCCCCGUCGUCCAGAUCGUCGACUCGCCCAUCCCCGAGCCCGGCCCGGACCAAGUCGUCAUCAAGGUCGCCGUCUCGGGCUCCAACCCCAAAGACUGGAAAGUCGUCAACUGGUGGAAGAAAACCCUCAACACGGGCGACGACAUCGCCGGCACCGUCCACGCCGUCGGCGCCAACGUGAGCGAGUUCCGGCCGGGCGACCGCGUCGCCGCCUUCCACGAGAUGAUGGAGCCGCACGGCUCGUUCGCCGAGUACGCGCUCGCGCACGCGCACACGACCUUCCACCUCCCCAGCAACACGUCCUUUGAAGCGGGCGCCGCAAUCCCGCUGGCGGCCAUGACCGCGGCCGUAGGGCUGUAUCUGCGGCUGGGGCUGCCGCACCCGUGGACGCCGGCCACGGCACCCACGCCCCUGGUCGUCUACGGCGCCGCCAGCGCCGUCGGCAGCUACGUCGUCCAGCUCGCCCGCCGCAGCGGCGUGCACCCGCUCAUCUGCGUGGCGGGCAGCUCGGCGGCGCACGUCGAGGCCCUGAUCGACCGCUCCAAGGGCGACACGAUCGUCGACUACCGCGGGGGCGACGAGGCCGUGGUGGCGGGCAUCAAGGCCGCGGUGCCGGCGGGCACGCAGCUGCUGCACGCGUACGACGCCGUGUCCGAGCACGGCAGCUACGUCAACAUCGGCAAGGCGCUGGCGCCGGGCGGCAAGCUCACUCUCGUGCUCCCCGGCAAGGAGUACGACGGCAUCCCCGACAGCGUCGAGCAGUCCAUCACCAAUGUCGGCGCUGUCCACAAGGACGACAAGGACUUUGGCUUCGUCUUUUUCCGCUACUUUGCCAAGGGCCUGCAGGACGGAUGGUUCAAGCCGCAGCCGCAGGAGGUCGUGCCCGGUGGCCUGGGGGGCGUGCAGAAGGGGCUCGAGAACCUGCGCGAUGGCAAAGCCAAGGCCGUCAAGUACGUGUUCCGGAUUGCGGAGACCGAGGGCGCGGAGAAGGCUUAA
Aplosporella prunicola CBS 121167 is the source of this 1020-nucleotide messenger RNA. RefSeq lists its product as uncharacterized. The coding region runs from base 1 to 1020 and encodes 339 amino acids. The record is from RefSeq and is a predicted model, not a curated record. Lineage: Eukaryota; Fungi; Ascomycota; Dothideomycetes; Botryosphaeriales; Aplosporellaceae. Gene Ontology annotation, molecular function: oxidoreductase activity, acting on NAD(P)H. The transcript has 3 exons.